Molecule: messenger RNA, 4593 nt
Organism: Coturnix japonica (Japanese quail)
Lineage: Eukaryota; Metazoa; Chordata; Aves; Galliformes; Phasianidae
Source: RefSeq, a predicted model, not a curated record
GUGUACUUAUUGGCUAGGACUAAUAGAAAUAUUGGGAAAAGAAAUAAUGUUUAAGGCUGAAUAGAUAAUGGUGCUUAUCCCCAGGGACUUUUGUGUUGCAAGACCCCUGGUUUUGUGUCUCUAAUUUCUGCUUUCUCUCCAAGUUUGAGGAGCCAUAAAAAGCAUUUAGAAGUUGGAGUCAUCUCCAGUUCAUGUUAUGUUCUCUUUACAUUAGAGGUGGGCGUCCUGCCUUUUGCUUUCUCUAUUGUUUUGAGCUUCCAGAAGGGCUUAAACAUAUUGCAGUAGAGGUUUAUUAGCCUGGAGUAGUUGAGCUAGGAAUGACAUAUGGUGUUUCAUGUUUUCAGUCGGUAUGCACUACUAAGCUGUUGCUGUGUUUCACCCCAGAGGCGAUGCGGGGUUCAGUGAUGGGUAAAAUUAAUCCUGUAGGUGCUUUAUCUGGUAGCUAGGCAUCUUUUGGCGUGUGAGGAUGGAAGUAUUGCUGAGGUGAGUGUUGCAGAAACCUCUAAAGUAGUUAAGGAAUUAAUUCAUCACUUUCUGUUCACUGGAGUGUUAUUCUGCUGCUGAAGUGAUUGUGUGAGACUAGCUAUCAAAGGUUCCAUAUUCGUUAUGACUUUAAAUUAUUUUUGUAUUAAAUUUAUGGAGAAUUUAUCUUCUCUGCAUAGAACAGAACUAAUCCAGCUUAUAUGAGCUUCUUUUCAUCUUGAUAAUUGUUAUAAGUAACUGGAGAUUCUGCAGAUACAUUUACGCUCUUCUUCAGAGCUCAGCAGUUGUGGUGAGCUAUUUUCCUUUCUGCACUAAAACUACUUGAUGCUUUGUAAGGAAAUGGGAAAAGCAAGUUCAGCUUGUCAUGAGGUAUCUCCUCCAGAAGAGGCCUACCUUAUCUUUACUGAGCCUAAAAGGACCAUACACCUCUAGAACAGAAUUACUUUGCUCUCAUGUUGACUUCUUCCUUAACCUAAGUGAACAGCACAGCAAAUGGUCUCCCUUCUAACAUCUGCGUGGCCCCUAUUAGACAGUGCUGUGCUGCAGGAGAAGCUGAGGACAUUGGUGGCUGUGCACAGGGUGAAAAAUUUGGCCCCUUUGCAGGGGAGAAGCGAAUGCCUCAGGAACUGGAUGAGAACACAGACUGCAGGCUCAUGUGGGAAGUUCGUGGCAGCAAAGGUGAAGUCCUUUAUAUCUUGGAUGCAAGCAAUCCACGCCAUUCUAAUUGGCUGCGUUUUGUCCAUGAAGCUCCAUCUCAGGAACAAAAGAAUUUGGCUGCAAUCCAGGAAGGGGAAAAUAUUUUCUAUCUUGCUGUGGAUGAUAUUGAAACAGACACAGAACUUCUGAUUGGGUACUUGGACAGUGACAUGGAAGAAGAGGAGGAAGAUGAGGAGGAAGUAACUGUUAUCCAGGAAGAUGAAGACAGUGGCAACAAUAAAGAAAUGCAACCAGCUGGUGAAAAAAUUGCAGAUCCCCUUACUUGUAAAGAAGACCAUGCAUGCCCAAACUGUGAGUCCAGUUUUGCAAGCCAGGAGAUUCUAGCUGAACAUCUUCAGACAUUGCACCAAAAACCCAGUGAGGAAAAAGAAUUUAAGUGCCGAAACUGUGGAAAGAAAUUCCCUGUUAAACAAGCUCUACAAAGACAUGUACUUCAGUGCACAGAGAAUAUCAGCCCAGGAGACUCUUCAAGAAGUUUUCAGUGUUCUGUUUGCAAUACUUCCUUCAGCUCAGAAACGAGCUAUGAACAGCAUAAGGAGGCAUGCAGAGGGGAUGCCAGAUUCAUAUGCAAGGCAGAUAACUGCGGGAAGAGGUUCAAGAGUAAGGAUGCCCUGAAAAAACAUAAAGAAAAUGUUCAUAGUGGAAAUUCUAGGAAAAAGCUGACGUGUUCAGUGUGCAAUAAGAAAUGUUCCUCAACAACAAAUCUUCAAGAGCAUCGAAAGGUUCAUGAGAUCUUUGAGUGUCAGGAAUGUGACAAGAGAUUUAUUUCAGCUAACCAGCUAAAACGCCAUAUGAUAACUCAUUCAGAAAAACGCCCCUACACCUGCGAGGUUUGCAAUAAGUCCUUCAAACGACUUGAUCAAGUGACUGCACACAAAAUAAUACACAGUGAAGAUAAACCUUAUAAAUGCAAGCUUUGUGGAAAGGGAUUUGCCCACAGAAAUGUUUACAAGAAUCACAAGAAGACCCAUUCUGAAGAGAGACCGUUCCAGUGUGAGGAAUGCAAAGCUUUGUUCCGAACCCCGUUUUCUCUGCAAAGGCAUCUACUAAUUCAUAACAGUGAGAGGACAUUCAAGUGUGAUCACUGCGAUGCUACUUUCAAAAGAAAGGACACCUUAAAUGUUCAUAUUCAAGUUGUACAUGAUGGACAUAAAAAAUAUAAGUGUGAUCUCUGUGACAAGGCUUUUGUGACACCGUCGGUCCUGAAAAGUCACAAAAAAACUCACACAGGUGAAAAAGAAAAAAUUUGCCCCUAUUGUGGACAGAAAUUUGCAAGCAAUGGAACACUGAGAGUUCAUAUUAGAAGCCAUACAGGUGAGCGUCCUUACCAGUGUCCUUACUGUGACAAAGCUUUCAGCAAGAAUGAUGGACUAAAGAUGCAUAUUCGCACCCACACAAGGGAAAAGCCAUACCAGUGUUCUGAGUGUAACAAGGCUUUCAGUCAAAAACGAGGCCUAGAUGAGCACAUGAGAACCCACACCGGAGAGAAGCCGUUUCAGUGUGAUGUUUGUGAUUUGUCCUUCAGCCUGAAAAAAAUGCUGAUUCGACACAAGCUGACUCACAACCCCAAUCGCCCAAUGGCAGAAUGCCAGCUUUGCCACAAGAAGUUUACAAGAAAUGACUACCUCAAAGUGCACAUGGAAAAUGUCCACGGUGAAACUGACAGCUAAUUAUGAUGUGUAAGAAGAAUGGAUCUCAUGUUCCAAAGUGUGUGGAACACUUGCAUGUGUACAUACUCCAGACUUCUCACCUGACUAGUAGACAUGGUCAGGGAAAACAACUGUAUUCGCAUGUUAUUUUUCUCACUUUUUUAAUAUGUUAGCAGGACAAAACAAAGACAUUCACUUGAAGUAAAAUGUAGCUUGAAAAUAAAAAGUCGAAGAGACAAUUUGGUAAGAUUUUAUCGUAAUUUAAAAUGAACAAACAAAAAUAUCCAACCAGCUUUAAAUAAAUUCUACUUUCUCAAUUACAGCCUUAAAAAUCUAGAUAUUAGUGAUACUGACUGGAAAUCUUGGACAUCUGAAGCUGAACCCCUGGCUGUCUGCAACUUUUUCUAUAUCAAAGCUUUGCAUUCCAUCGCAGAUCUUAAAGUACAAACCAGGAAGAAUUUGUCUAUGUGAUUGAUUGCUGAUUCUAUCCAGACAUAUUAUAUUCAACUCUUACAAUGCUGCAUUUUAUUGUGACAUGAUUUUGUCUCAUUUUAUUUACAGCUUUUUCAUUACUAAAUGGAACUCAUUAACUUGUAUUGGUUCUUGAAAUGCCAGGAUGUUAAUGAGCCACGGGAGAAAUACACCUAAGUAACAAUGAAAUUCUCCCAAAUAUCAGAUUGAGUUGUUUACUGGAGUAAAACUCAGGAAAAGAGCUACCAUAGGACUUCCUUGUGUCACAUAUACAUAACUAAGAAAUUGUUAUUUACUAGAAUAGAAAAAAAUGUAACUUCAGAGAGUGAUUGGGUGUGAAAAUCCUGAUAUGGGUGUGACAAUCCUGUGUGCCCCGGUGGCGCAGUGGUAGGAAUGCCACGUUGCAACACCGGAGGGCCUGGGUUCAAAUCCAGCCCUGUGGUGCAAGUGGUAGAAGUGCCUCUCUGCUACACAGGAGGCUCAAAUCCCAGUGGUUGGACUCGAUGAUCUCUAAGGUCCCUUCCAACCCGCACAAGACUGUGAUACUGUGAUAUAUCAGCAGUUAAUAUUAAAACUCGGCCACUGGCAAAUUUUCGUAUUCAUUUUAGACAAUGUUUUAUAAAACGAAGUAGUGUUGGAACAUCCCGGUUCUAGUUUUUAUGGGAAGAGAGUUCAGCUUUUCUGAACUGCAGUAGAAACAACUGGAUGAACAGCAUGAUUUUUUUUUUUUUUUAAAUCUCACUUUCUUCUCAUAUCUGUCGUGAUAGAUUUUUUCAACCAGCACCGCAACAGAAAUAACAAUAGAUCUUCCCUGAGUUACAUAUGAUCAGUUAGGCUUUAAUGAGUUACCUGCAAGGUUUCUGCAGGCAAAGGUGUGAUCUUUAGCCAAAUCUGCAAAUUUGAUAUUAGAACCGUGUCCCCUAGUUCAAUAUUAAAAAUGAAUAAGACAUAGUAAGGCAACAGGCAUAGUCUGCCGGACCAUAUCGUAACUGUUUAAAAUAAGCCAUUGCAUUUACAUACAGAGAUAAAUCCAUAUGAAGGGGGUUCUGAAUGAGAAUUGCAUGUGAAGAAUACAGUUAAUACAGUGUUGUUCCUUAACAUACCAGUUCAGUGUAGAACAAGUGACUUAGAUGUCGCACUGAUGUAUGAAAGAAGAUUGCAUCACUACAUGUAUGUGUUAUGUAAUCUUGUGUUAUGUUAUAAUCUCUACCCUGCAAAGUUAUAAAGUCUAUGUUCUUUUAAAUUUCAAUUAAACAUGGAACCUUUUUUUCAA